CAACUGGAGAAGACACGUUACCGCCGUCUGCAUCAGGAGGCUUGGAAGAAAAAUUAACAAACGCAGGGAAGUCAAAACAACUUAAAACAGACACUUGCAAAGCUAUGGACUCUGAAGAAAUGAAUGAAGGAAGUGAUUUUCAUACGCAAAACCAAAGAGAUCUGAACAGUGUUAGCCAGUCUUUGGCGUCCAUGUCAGUUGAAGAGACAAGGUCACUCAUUGAAGAAAACAGAAAACUAAAGGAUCUACGGCUAUGUAAAAUCUGUCUUGAGAACGAGGCAUCUAUCGCCAUGUUACCUUGUGGUCACCUCUGCUGUUGUCCAGACUGUGCUCCGGCCAUGAGGAAAUGUCCGAUAUGUCGACAGUUUGUAAAAGGGACAGUUAAAACAUGGCUGGUUUAAUAAUUUUCCGGGAUAUUUUUUU
Saccostrea echinata is the source of this 423-nucleotide messenger RNA. RefSeq names its product putative inhibitor of apoptosis. Gene Ontology annotation, cellular component: spindle microtubule; cytoplasm; nucleus. NCBI's taxonomy places the organism in Eukaryota, Metazoa, Mollusca, Bivalvia, Ostreida, Ostreidae. The record is from RefSeq and is a predicted model, not a curated record. The coding region runs from base 105 to 401 and encodes 98 amino acids. The transcript has 3 exons. Gene Ontology annotation, biological process: regulation of cell cycle; negative regulation of apoptotic process. Gene Ontology annotation, molecular function: cysteine-type endopeptidase inhibitor activity involved in apoptotic process.